Molecule: messenger RNA, 2740 nt
Organism: Anopheles darlingi
Lineage: Eukaryota; Metazoa; Arthropoda; Insecta; Diptera; Culicidae
Exons: 7
Coding region: 47-2632 (861 amino acids)
Biological process (GO): proteolysis
Molecular function (GO): metallodipeptidase activity
Source: RefSeq, a predicted model, not a curated record
CUUCCGAAUCGGUGUGGAUGAGUCGGUGAUUGUCCGUGGUGGAAAAAUGUUUCUCCAAGGAAUUUUAAGCAACAAAAAGGUGCUGACCGCGUGUGCGAUUGCGGUGGUGAUUACGAUCUGUGCAAUCGUCGUACCGAUCGUGGUGGUUAAUUCUUAUGAUGAUGCACCAAAGAAAACUUUUGCUGGACGUGAUGUGCUAGAUGAAGUUCCGCUGAUUGAUGGCCACAACGAUCUACCGUUCAGCAUCUACCUGGUGGAGAGUAACGUGUUGAAGCGUUUCAAUUUGGAUUCCAAUCUAAAGGAGGACACCGUAUGGUCAACGGUAGAUCGUAGCCACACCGAUUUGCCUAGAUUGCGCCAGGGUAAGCUCGGAGCUCAGUUUUGGGUGGCUUACGUGCGUUGCGUCGACACACAGUACAAGGAUGCGGUCGCCAGAACGCUCGAGCAGAUCGAUGUCACCAAGCGGUUGAUCCGCAAGUAUCCAUCCGAUCUGAAGUACGUCGAUACGGCCGACGGUAUCAUGGAGGCGUACCGUGAGGGGAAGAUCGCUUCACUGAUUGCCGUCGAAGGUGGACACUCGAUCGAUUCCCGGCUCGCGGUGUUGCGGUUGUACUACGAGCUGGGUGUGCGAUACCUUACCCUUACCCAUUCCUGUAACACUCCGUGGGCUGAUGCGUCACCGGUGGACGAUCCUGACGCUACACCUCAACCAUCUCCGUCGCAACUGACCAACCUGUCCCCCUGGGGACGCAAUGUCGUGCUGGAGAUGAACCGGUUGGGCAUGAUGAUCGACAUUUCGCACGUUAGCUACGGUGUGAUGCGCGAUGUACUGCAGUACAGCCGAGCACCGGUCAUCUUUAGCCACUCGUCGGCACACGGUGUGUUUGGGCAUCACCGGAACGUACAGGACGACAUUCUGGUUUCGUUAGCUUCCAAGCGUGGCAUCGUGAUGGUCAACUUCUAUCCACUGUUUGUCGGCGGAAACACGAUCGAUGACGUUGUCAAACAUUUAAACCACAUCCGCUCGAUCACGGGAGUCGAUCACAUAGGUCUAGGUGGUGAUUACAACGGUGUUACCAGCACACCGGAAGGACUGGAGGACGUUUCCAAGUAUCCGGAUCUGUUCGAUCUGCUUGCCGAAGGUGCGCUACGAUCCGGCGAAACGUUCGAACCGUGGACGAGAGAGGAUUUGAAGAAGCUUGCUGGACUGAACCUAAUACGUGUGUUCCGGGAGGUGGAACAGAUACGCGACUCCCUCGUUGAGGUGGACCCUUACGAGGAUCUUAUACCGUUCGAAGAGUUUGAACACGCCAACGUGGCCGUCCAGCCUUGCAGAACUGACAUCGAUAUGUUAAAGAAAAACAAGACAUCGUGGCUGUUUCAAGGGCUGUUACUGUCGGCCUCGCUAACUUUGGCUGUAUCCAUUCCGCUAACGACCGACGAUGAAGCAGCAGCCAAGAGGAACGAGUUGUCCGGCCGCUCCGUACUCGAUGAAGUGCCGCUAAUUGAUGGCCACAACGAUCUGCCCUGGAAUCUGUACAACUUUGAGCGCAAUCGCAUCAACCAGUUCGAGCUGAACAGCGAUCUCAAGCAACAUCCCGUCUGGGGACCGUCUACCAGUAGCCAUACGGACAUCCCGCGACUUCAGGCGGGCAAAGUCGGAGCCCAGUUCUGGGUGGCUUACGUGAGUUGCGGCAAUCAGUACAGGGAUGCGGUCGAGCGAACACUGGAGCAGAUCGAUGUGAUCAAGCGGUUGGUGCGGAAGUAUCCGCAGUAUCUGAAGUACGUCACAUCGACCCAAGGUAUUAUGGAGGCGUUCCGGGAGGGGAAAGUUGGUUCACUGAUCGCCGUCGAGGGUGGCCAUUCGAUGGAUUCCCGGUUGGCGGUACUGCGUAUGUACUACGAACUGGGUGUACGGUACAUGACACUGACGCACUCUUGCAAUACACCUUGGGCGGACGCUUCGCCCAUCGAUGCGGAAGUGGAUGCGGAGAAGCGCAACGUUAGCAGCUGGGGCCGGAAUGUGAUCUGGGAGAUGAAUCGGUUGGGUAUGCUGAUCGAUCUGUCGCACGUGAGCUAUGGGGUGAUGGUGGACGCACUGGAGCAUACGAAGGCACCGGUCAUCUUCAGUCACUCGUCUUCGCAUGCGAUCUUCCAGCAUCAUCGGAAUGUGCAGGAUGAUGUGCUGAAGAUGUUGGUCCAGAACAAUGGCAUCAUUAUGGUUAACUUCUACACCGGGUUCAUCGGGGGCAGUUCCAUCGACAAUGUGAUUGCGCAUCUUAACUACAUCAAGAGCAUUACGGGUCCGAAUCACAUCGGACUCGGGAGUGACUUUGAUGGCGUAGACUCAGUUCCAGUGGGUUUGGAUGAUGUGUCCAAGUUUCCCGAUCUGUUCGAUAUGCUGGGCGAUGGAAGGUACCGGAAUGGAUCCACGUACGAACCCUGGACACACGAUGAGCUGCGGAAGUUGGCCGGAGAGAAUUUGCUGCGCGUGUUUGGGGAUGUUGAACGGGUGCGUGACAGUAUGGUCGAUGUUGAGCCGUACGAGGACCUCAUUCCUUAUCAGGAGUUCGUCGAGGCGGGUGUGGCGGAGCAGCCUUGCAUGAGUGAUAUCGAUAUUCACAAGCAGUGAGUCGUAAUGCUUCGGUUACGGUAUACCGAAGAGGGUAUUAAACAAAAAGCAAUGUUUUUGUGUAGAUAAAAGACAGUUCUGUUAGUUUUUGUACGGAAUUUGAUGUAA